GCGACCUUUACUUUGUCAGGAUGUCUCUUCCCCGUUCCAACUAUGACCCUAGACGGGUUUGCUUGAAUCCUUUCCCCGUCCUGAAUAUCGGCAAGCACAGGCGGACGAUUGGGAUAUACCUAGCCGGUGGUCUGUUCGCAUUGGCGAAUUGGACCUUCCUUGACGCUGCUAUCCUCUCCGCACACGCACACCCGCCGUACGAUGAACCGCAGCUCCCCGCACCCGUCCACGUCGGUUUCACCGACUGGGUGCCCGGGAUCUGCUCGCUGCUUGGAAUGCUUAUCAUCAACUUGAUUGACAAGGACCGGGUUCGCGGAGAGGAGGGCUUUGGUGACAGUGGGGCAGUCUGGCGCGCACGGCUGAUCCUCUUUAUCGGCUUCGCGCUCAUGGCAGGCGGACUUGCGGGUAGCGUGACGGUCCUGGUCCUCAAAUAUGUGCUCGAGGAGUACGCGGAGCAAUACACCUACUAUGGCUAUGCGAACGUCUCGCAGAAUGUCGCACUCAUGCUUUCUACUAUCGUCCUCUGGAUCUCUCAGAGUGUUGGGAGUGAAUAUGAGUACAAUUUGUCUAUAUGAUACUCCGUGACACUGUAUCGUAUCCUGAUGGAACAUAUUCGUAUCGUUCUAUGUAUUGAUGUCAAUUCUUCGUGUUUU
This is a messenger RNA of Postia placenta MAD-698-R-SB12, 653 nucleotides long. RefSeq lists its product as hypothetical. The transcript is spliced from 3 exons. Gene Ontology annotation, biological process: protein targeting to vacuole; late endosome to vacuole transport via multivesicular body sorting pathway. The coding region runs from base 21 to 575 and encodes 184 amino acids. NCBI's taxonomy places the organism in Eukaryota, Fungi, Basidiomycota, Agaricomycetes, Polyporales, Adustoporiaceae. The record is from RefSeq and is a predicted model, not a curated record. Gene Ontology annotation, cellular component: fungal-type vacuole membrane; Vps55/Vps68 complex.